AUGGUUACUUUGGUACUUGUUAUACCUUUUACAUGGUCUCUUGUACGAGUUUGGAGUGAUAUGAUACUUAUGAUAGAGAAUCUGCAACUGACAUUACCGUUAAUAUUUUCAUGUCUGAAGCUUCUCAUUAUGCGAUGGAAACGAUCAGCUAUCUUACUCAUCGUGAACAUGAUGGCCGAAGAUUGGAUGCAUUUAAGUACAGAGGCAGAAAGAUAUGUAAUGAUAAAACAAGUGCAAUUUGCGCGAUUUUUUACAAUUUAUUCAUAUUGUAUUGCGGCAUUGGGAGUCACCACAGUUACUGUUUUACCAUCAUUUGGAUUACAUUUCAGAGUUAUAACAAAUCUCACGGACAGAGACAGAGUAUUACCAAUGCAAGCCUAUUAUUUUUAUGACACAGAUAAAAGUCCGCAGUUUGAGCUUACACUUGCCGCUCAAUUUAUAUCGAUGUUUUUCAUUUUGAUAAUUUACAUGUCGGUGGAUGCUUUCUUUAUGCUCACGAUUUUUCAUAUUUGCAGCCAGUUAAAAAAUUUCAGAUAUCGAUUACUUAAUCUGAUAAUAAUCAGCAAUGAAACAAGUUAUAUUUCUUUUUCGCGGAUAUGUGCUGCGAUAUGUGGCACUGUUUCUUCAUUAGUGAUCCUGUUAUUUUACUGCAUUGGCGGAGAACUUGUGGCAAAAGAAUGUGAAGCAGUAUAUCGUGCUUUGUGCGAUCUCGAAUGGUACAUAUUGGAGCCGACGGAAUCGAGAGCUCUAAUUUUAAUAAUGAUACGAACCAGCAAAUCUUUUUGCAUCACCGCGGGAAAAAUAUUUCCACUUUCAAUGGCCACAUUUUGUAGCGUAUUCAAGACAUCUGUUGGCUACAUAUCAUUUUUAUUGGCAAAGCGUAAUUAA
Linepithema humile (Argentine ant) is the source of this 888-nucleotide messenger RNA. The record is from RefSeq and is a predicted model, not a curated record. Lineage: Eukaryota; Metazoa; Arthropoda; Insecta; Hymenoptera; Formicidae.